UGCAUGUGGGCCGCUCCGUAAACCCUAGCGAGGGCUUUGUCUUAAACCCUCCUCUCCCCCAAAGUCAUCGCCUUUGCUCCGGCCACCGAGGCGAAUCAAUGGCGUUCUUCUCCAGAAUCCGACAUGCCCUCUACCAGUCUCCGGCUCCUUCCUCUGCUUUCCAGUCUCAGUUCGCUUUGGGCCGUUUCUACUCCACGCUCACAUCCCCGAAGCUGUUCGUCAGUGGCCUUUCUAGACAAACGACUGAUGAGAAGCUCAAGGAGGCAUUUGCGCCAUUUGGGAAACUAUUGGAAGCGAAAGUUAUUACAGAUAGAAUGUCAGGAAGAUCAAAGGGAUUUGGCUUUGUUUCAUAUGAAACCAUUGAAGAAGCCGAGAAGGCUAAAGAGGGCAUGAAUGCUAAGUUCCUUGAUGGGUGGGUUAUAUUCGUUGACCCUGCUAGACCCAGAGAGCAGAGGCCUCCACCUCAACCUGAGCCUCAGCAGUCAGAGACUGGUUUCCGUACCAACAAGACGGUUGGAUGGUGCGGUUGAUGCUUAUCCCCAUCAGUCACGGCUUCAUUUAAAAUUUUACGUUAUCUUCGGCCUAAAAUUUCAGGCCUGGAUCUGUUAGUGGGGAUGCAAUUGUUUCAUAAGUCAUUUUGGAGUGCAGGAACUAUUGAUCCUGGCGUACUCAUUCAUAAAUGUAUUCCUCGAUUCAAACUAGUUACUAUUGAAAACAAUCUAUGAUUGUAGUUCGAACACCGCA
Punica granatum (pomegranate) is the source of this 744-nucleotide messenger RNA. NCBI's taxonomy places the organism in Eukaryota, Viridiplantae, Streptophyta, Magnoliopsida, Myrtales, Lythraceae. The record is from RefSeq and is a predicted model, not a curated record.